Synchiropus splendidus (mandarinfish) is the source of this 4996-nucleotide messenger RNA. RefSeq names its product pleckstrin homology domain containing, family H (with MyTH4 domain) member 1 (gene plekhh1). The transcript has 30 exons. Gene Ontology annotation, cellular component: cytoskeleton. Lineage: Eukaryota; Metazoa; Chordata; Actinopteri; Syngnathiformes; Callionymidae. The record is from RefSeq and is a predicted model, not a curated record. The coding region runs from base 278 to 4441 and encodes 1387 amino acids.
CGGAGCUCGGUAACCUGAUCCUGGCGCUGCUCCUUUAAAGGAAUAUGGGAUGAGUCUGCUGAAUGGAGUCGAGAGUGGCUGCCGGGGAAUUCAGAACGGCUCCGAGGACCAGGACGAGGAGAGCAGAGGAGCGGCGAGGGCAAUGAAUGAGCGAGGAGCGGACAAGCAUGAGCCGGCUUGUGUCUGAAGGUCGGCCGCGGUGAGCCGAGGAAGCAGCCCGAGAGCCGGAGCGCUGAAGCAGCGGAGCCCAGCGAGUCCAGAGGUCGGAGUCCUGGUCAUGGCUGACGUGCUGGAGAGCAGCGGCGCGGGAGGUGUCGGAGUCGCCUCUGUGGACUGGCAGAAGCGCUGCAUGGCUCUGGAGAUGCAACUGUUGAGAUUCCGUCUGCAGGCCGGGAAGAUCCGGGAACUGCUGGCGGAGAAGAUGCAGGAGCUGGAGCAGAGAGUGAUCGAAGCCGACCAGCGCGCCGAGAGCGCCGAGAAGCAGAUCCAAGUCAUGGAAGAGAAGCUGAAGAGUGCGAACGUGCAAACCAGUGAGUCGGAGAGCUCCUUGUACAGGAAGUACCAAGACCUGAGCGGCGAGGUGCAGGAGAAGGACGCUGCUAUUAAGAGACUGGAAGUUCAGCUGGAGAAACAGAUCUUAGUCCGAGCCCAGGAGGCGAAGAUCAUCGAGGAGAAGGCUGCCAAGAUUAAAGACUGGGUCACAGUGAAGCUGAGAGAGAUGGAGCAGGAGAACCAGCACCUAAAAAUGUCUAACGUGAAGCAGACGGAGCAGAUCGCGUCGCUGCAGGAGAGACUCCACGCACUGCUGGACAAACCCACCUGCCCGUCUUCUCCCGCCGCCUCCCCCCUGACCGACACCCACCUGGUGCCCAACAGUCCGCUGUUUCCCCCCAGCUGCCCCGGCACACCACCGGCACAGGACGACACCUGGAGGCAGACCAACACUCGCGGAGCGGCGGCUUCUCUCCGGACGCCACCGACAGAUGUGAAGCGACCUCCGGACCACGUCACCAAAGCUUCUGACCUGGCAGCGCAUGAUGGUCACAAUAAUGUGGAGGAACCAGGAGGCCCAGUGUCGGCGCCUGAGUCAGGAUGCAUGGAGAGGGACACCUCCUCUGAUGAGCUCAACUGCAAGUUCCGCUCCCAGUGCCUUUAUUCCUCGUCUUCCUCCUCCUCUUCAUCGUCGGCGUACGAGGCGGCUCAUGGGCCGAGCCAACAGGACCCCCCUCUUUUAUCCCGCUCCCCUUCCACCAACAACCCCUUCCCGCAGUCAGGCACGAGCAUGACCCUCCCCAAGGUCCGCACCCCGUUGACCCCCCGGGACAGCAUCCAGCUGGUCAAGAAGCACUACAGUCAGCCUCAGCCGGGCCUGGACAGGCUGCACCACCUCAACGUCAGCAUCGACAUCAUGACGCCGUCGUCCACCUCCUCCACCCUCAAGAGCAGCUCCCCCUUCUCUCAGGUCGUGGAAGAAACGGACAUUGAUGACGGGCUGUCCGAUGGCAUGGACGGCGUGGUGGAAGGCUCCGCCUCAGAAGAGCCUGCCAACGACGGGGUGUCGUUUGUCGGCCUCGCGGAGGAGCUGGAGCGCUUAGAGCCGGAGAGUCUGAAGCCACCUACGCCGCCUCUGCAUCGCCUGCCUUCCUGGGAGAGUCGGAUCUAUGCCGUAGCAAAAUCUGGAAUGAGAGUAUCCGAAGCGCCUACUGGAGCCAGAUGUCCAGUCCGAGCCUCCGGUGCGGCUCAGUCUCCAGCUGCUGCUCCUGCAGGCCAGCUGAUCUACAAGAAUAUCAACGUGCCGGUCUACACGACACUGAAAGGGAAAGCCACCCAGAUCAGCAGCAUCCCUCUGCCGGACGAUGACUCGGGCUCGGAGGACGACAGCGGCUCGCUGGCCAGUUUACGGACGUCCACCCUGAGUCCAGACAAGAAGGGCAGCGUCCCGGGAAGCCCACGCGCCGUCAAGAGAGGUGUGUCCAUGUCGUCCGUCAGCUCAGAGAGCGACUAUGCCAUCCCUCCUGACGCCUACUCCAUGGACAGCGAUUAUUCUGAACCAGAACACAAAGUCCAGCGGACCUCGUCCUACUCUUGUGAGAGCACCGGGCCUGAGAUGCUGGAGAAGUCUGGGUAUCUUCUGAAGAUGGGGAACCAGGUGAAAGCCUGGAAACGUCGCUGGUUCAUCCUGCGGAAUGGAGAGAUUCUCUACUACAAGUCUCCUAGUGAUGUCAUCCGGAAACCUCAGGGUCAAAUUGAGCUGAACUCAUCGUGCCGGAUUGUGCGUGGAGAGGGAGCGCAGACAUUUCAACUGAUUACGGAGAAGAGGACCUUCUACCUGACCGCUGACUCGCCCAACAUCCUGGAGGAGUGGAUCCGAGUGCUGCAGAACAUCCUGAAGGUCCAGACCAGCAGCAGCGUCACCGUGGAGACGUCGGCCAAGCCUGCUGUGCGAGGCUGGCUCACUAAGGUCAAACAUGGACGCUCCAAGCUGGUGUGGUGCUCUCUGGUGGGAAAGACCCUCUACUACUUCCGCAACCAAGAAGAUAAGUUCCCUCUGGGUCAGCUGCAGAUGCGCGAGGCGUCCGUGCAGGAAGUGGACCGGUCAUGUGACUCGGAUGAGGACUACGAGGUGGGAGGUCGAGGUUUCCUCUCAUCUCACUGCACUUUGGUGGUCCAACCUGCUGACCAGAGUCCAACAUACCUCCUCAUUGGGACCAAGCAGGAGAAGGAUACGUGGUUGUAUCAUCUCUGCGUGGCGGCCGGCAGCGGAGCAAAUCUCAAAGUGGGCACGGAGUCCGAGCAGCUGAUCGGAACCCUCCUGGACUCAGAAGGAGACCAAGAGUCGGCCGUGUGGAGGAGCGAGACCUUGAGCUUCUGCAAAGAGGGUCUGCGCUGGCCCCUCACCACUCUCCCCUCGGAGGCCCUGCAGACCGAAGCUCUCAAGCUCUUCAAGUCGUGCCAGCUGUUCAUCAACGUACUGGUGGAGUCUCCGUCCGUCGACUACCACACCUCUCUGGCCCAGAAUGCUUUGCAAGUCUGCCUCAACCACUCGGAGCUGCAGAACGAGAUGUACUGUCAGUUGAUCAAGCAGACCAAUCAGAGGACGCCGCACAACUACUCGCUCACUCAGUGCUGGCAGCUGCUGUCUCUGUGCGUGGCCGUCUUCCUCCCGCAGCAGCACUUCCUGUGGUACCUGAGGCAGUACCUGCAGCGCAACGCUGACCCCAGGAGCGACGUGGGGAAGUACGCCGUCUACUGUCAGCGCUCGCUGGAGCGGACGCUGCAGAACGGCGAGCGCGAGGCCAGACCUUCACGCAUGGAGAUCGUCUCCAUCCUGCUGAGGAACCCCUACCACCACUCGCUGCCCUUCAGCAUCCCGGUCCACUUCAUGAACCACGCCUACCAGGUGGUGGGUUUCGACGGCUCCACCACAGUGGAGGAGUUCCUCCACACGCUGAACCAGAAGAUCUGCAUGAGGAGGCCUCAGCUCAGCGGCUUUGCUCUGUUCACCGACGACCCGGUGUCGGGCAGAGACCUGGAGCACUGCCUGCAGCCCAGCGCCAAGAUCUGCGACGUGAUUUCCAAGUGGGAGCAGGCGCUGAAAGAGUUGCAUCCUGGGAAGAACGAGGGCACCAGGAUCGUGCGGCUGACCUACAAGAACAGGCUCUGCUUCCGCUCGCAGGUGAAGGGGGAGACGGAGCGAGAGCGCCUCCUGCUGGCCUACCAGGUGAACGACGAGGUUCAGAAGGGCAACUUUCCUGUGAAUAAAGAGCUGGCUCUGGAAGUGGCUGCCCUCAUGGCGCAGGUGGAACACGGGGAUCUGGAGCGACCCGCUGCGUCAGCGACCAGCGGCUCCCCUCAGCCCAAGUCUCAGCUGGUCCUGCUGCAGGCGCUGGAGCGCUUCUACCCCAAACGCUACAGGCAGAGCUGCAGCCCGGAGCAGCUCAGAGAGCUCACAGAGCGUCUGUCCAGCAAGUGGCUGAUGCUGCGCGGGCGCAGCGCGGCCGAGUGCGUGAGAAUCUACCUCACUGUGGCUCGCAAGUGGCCCCUGUUUGGGGCCAAGCUCUUCAGCGUCAAGGCUGCGGAGCCCGGCCCCGGCUGGCUGGCUGUGAACGAGGACGGCGUGUGUGUGCUGGAUCCCUCCAUGCACACCCUGGCCACCUACUCCUACCAGUCCGUGGUGACGUUCGGAGGCUGCUGCGAUGAUUUCAUGGUGGUGACCAGUCAGCAGAGGGAGCCAGGCGCCGCCAAGAAGAGCGUGGAGAAGAUGCUGUUCGCCAUGGCCAAACCCAAGAUGCUGGAGCUGACUUUGCUCAUGGCCAGCUACAUCAACCACUGGAGCCACGGCCUCCCGGGCGUGACCCCGCCGCCGCACGGCCACUGGGACCUGGACAGCAGACACUUCCCGGCCAUGAGCUACACCACUAAAGGCCCCACGCUGCUGUGAGAGAGCUGGGCUGCACCGAGCCCUUCAUUCACUUCACUGCUCUCCACUCUCCACUUCCAAAAAACAUCAUCUUUAUAUUCAGAAAUAAAAACUUGGACUUACUCAGAAUGAAUUCACUUCAGCGAUUUUGCUGAGAGGAAGAAAAAUGUUUCUCCGUAUUUGGAACCGUUUCCUGGUUUAAAGUCAUGUUUAUUUCUUGAUAGUUUUAUCCACAUUUAUGAGCAUUUACUGCCCCGCAGAGCCUUAGUUUGUCCGUCAGCCGAGAUACGGAGGGGAGUGAGCGUCGGCAUAGACUCAACUAACGUAGGUAGGUAGUAAACAAAUACCACUUCAGAAGGUACUUUGACCUGGACUCGGUUCAGGGGUUUAGACUUUUGCUCGGCGGUUUGAGAAGAGUCGAUGACUUGAAUAGUUCUGGAUCAAACCACUGCCUAUUUAUUUCACUGCCAUCGCUGACACUGACGGAGCUGUAGCAGAGUAAUUUAAGUGUUUCUCAUGUUGUGCCAUGUUUCUGUAUGUCCCCGUGUGCUGGUGAAAUAAACGGUGCAUUUUCUA